Fraxinus pennsylvanica is the source of this 2574-nucleotide messenger RNA. The record is from the annotation of a GenBank genome assembly. Lineage: Eukaryota; Viridiplantae; Streptophyta; Magnoliopsida; Lamiales; Oleaceae.
AUGAUGUCUAGAUCAUAUUCCAACCUCUUGGAUCUUGCAUCCGGUGAGAAUCAGUCGUCGUUCACCCGGAUGAGUGCGAACCGUCGGAUCCCGCGUGUAAUGACUGUUGCCGGUAUAAUGUCUGAUAUUGACGAUGAUUCCUCAGAGAGCGUGAACUCUGAUCCAUCGUCUUCUACGACUCAACGGGAUAGGAUUAUUGUUGUAGCAAACCAGCUGCCCAUAAAGGUACAUAGGAAAACUGAUAAUAGUAAUGGGUGGCUGUUUAGUUGGGAUGAAGAUUCACUUCUUCUCCAGCUGAAAGAUGGCUUUGGGGGUGAUGACAUUGAAUUUUUUUACGUGGGCUGUCUUAAGGAAGAUAUUCAACCGUCUGAGCAAGACGAGGUGUCUCAGAUACUCCUGGAGACAUUUAAGUGUGUUCCAACUUUUAUCCCUCCGGAUCUGUUCAGCAAGUAUUACCAUGGGUUUUGUAAGCAACAGUUGUGGCCGUUGUUUCACUAUAUGUUGCCUCUGUCGCCAGAUCUUGGCGGUAGGUUCAAUCGUUCCUUGUGGCAGGCAUACGUGUCUGUAAAUAAGAUAUUCGCUGACAGGAUCAUGGAAGUGAUUAAUCCGGAUGAUGAUUUUGUGUGGGUUCAUGAUUAUCAUUUAAUGGUCCUGCCUACUUUCUUGAGGAAGAGGUUUAAUAGAGUGAAGCUUGGGUUUUUCCUGCACAGUCCAUUUCCUUCAUCUGAAAUUUAUAAAACUUUGCCAAUAAGGGAAGAGCUUUUGCGAGCUCUAUUGAAUUCUGAUUUGAUUGGAUUUCAUACGUUUGAUUACGCCAGACAUUUUCUCUCUUGUUGCAGUCGGAUGCUAGGUGUGUCAUACGAGUCAAAAAGGGGUUACAUAGGCCUUGAGUAUUAUGGUCGGACCGUAAGCAUUAAAAUUCUCCCUGUUGGUAUUCAUAUGGGGCAACUUCAAUCAGUCUUGAGCCUUACAGAGACACAGGCCAAAAUUGCUGAGCUCAUCAAGCAAUUUUUGGCUCAGGGGAGGACAAUGUUACUUGGAGUCGAUGACAUGGACAUAUUUAAGGGCAUCAGUUUAAAGUUAUUAGCAAUGGAACAGAUGCUAUUGCAGCACCCUGAGAAACAGGGAAAGGUUGUUCUAGUUCAAAUAGCCAAUCCUGCUAGAGGCAAAGGGAAAGAUGUGAAGGAAGUGCAGGACGAGACAUUUGCAACAGUGAAGCGAAUAAAUGAGACUUUUGGAGAACCGGGAUAUGAUCCAGUCAUAUUAAUUGAUCGACCACUGGAAUUUUAUGAGAGAGUUGCUUAUUAUGUUGUUGCUGAGUGUUGUCUGGUCACAGCAGUUAGAGAUGGAAUGAAUCUCAUACCAUAUGAGUACAUAAUUAGUCGACAGGGAAAUGAGAAAUUGGACAAGGUUUUGGGUUUGGAACCAUCCAUUCCUAAAAAGAGUAUGUUGGUUGUGUCUGAGUUCAUUGGGUGUUCGCCGUCUCUAAGCGGAGCAAUUCGAGUCAAUCCGUGGAAUAUUGAUGCAGUGGCAGAGGCAAUGGAGUGUGCUCUUGUCAUGGCUGAACAGGAAAAACAAUUAAGACAUGAAAAACAUUACAAGUAUGUCAGCACCCAUGACGUGGCGUACUGGGCUCGUAGUUUCUUGCAAGAUUUGGAAAGGACGUGCAAGGAUCAUAUGCGCCGCAGAUGCUGGGGUAUUGGAUUUGGCUUAAGCUUUAGGGUUGUUUCACUUGAUCUUAAUUUCAGGAAGCUGACAAUGGAGCACAUUGUUUCGGCUUAUAAAAGGACUACUACCAGAGCUAUUCUUCUAGACUAUGAUGGAACGUUGAUGCCUCAAAAUUCAAUAGACAAGAAGCCAAGCUCCAAAACCAUUGAGAUAUUAGAUAGUUUAUGUAGAGAUGAGAAUAAUAUGGUUUUCAUUGUCAGUGCCAGAACCCGAGCUGAAUUAACUGAAUGGUUCUCGUCUUGUGAGAAGCUGGGAAUUGCUGCCGAGCAUGGCUACUUCCUAAGGACGAGGCGAGAUGAAGAAUGGGAAACGUGUGUGCCUGCAGUAGAAUGCAGUUGGAAGCAGAUUGCUGACCCUGUGAUGAAACAUUACACUGAUGCAACGGAUGGAUCAGUGAUAGAAGACAAGGAAACUGCAAUGGUUUGGUGUUAUGAGGAUGCAGAUCCCGAUUUUGGAUCUUGUCAAGCUAAGGAACUUCUUGAUCAUCUUGAGAGUGUGCUCUCCAACGAACCUGUCACAGUCAAAAGUGGGCAGAAUAUUGUAGAAGUUAAGCCGCAGGGAGUUAGCAAGGGGAUUGUGGCAAAACGCCUACUUCAUUCGAUGCAAGAAAAAGGGAUUUCACCAGAUUUUGUCCUUUGCAUAGGAGAUGACAGAUCUGAUGAGGAUAUGUUCGAGGUGAUCAUGAGCUCUGUUGCAGCUCCAUCUAUGGCUCCAAGUGCAGAAGUGUUUGCGUGUACUGUCGGUAGGAAACCAAGUAAGGCUAAAUACUAUCUUGAUGAUACAGUAGAAAUUGUUCGACUGGUGCAGGGAUUGGCUUCUGUUGCAGAACAGAUGGUAACCAUAUAG